CUGGAGCUAUGGCCCGCACUAAGCAGACGGCGCGCAAGUCCACCGGCGGCAAGGCGCCGCGGAAGCAGCUGGCCACCAAGGCCGCCCGCAAGAGCGCUCCGGCCACAGGCGGCGUCAAGAAGCCUCACCGCUACCGGCCUGGCACCGUGGCGCUGCGCGAGAUCCGCCGCUACCAGAAGUCCACCGAGCUGCUGAUCCGCAAGCUGCCCUUCCAGCGCCUGGUGCGCGAGAUCGCGCAGGACUUCAAGACCGACCUGCGCUUCCAGAGCUCGGCCGUCAUGGCGCUGCAGGAGGCCAGCGAGGCCUACCUGGUGGGUCUGUUCGAGGACACCAACCUGUGCGCCAUCCACGCCAAGCGCGUCACCAUCAUGCCCAAGGACAUCCAGCUGGCCCGCCGCAUCCGGGGAGAAAGGGCGUGAGCUCAAGACUCCCUAGCCACCUUCCCAAAGGCUCUUUUCAGAGCCACCCACACGCGCGCUUAAAAGAACUGUUGCUUGUGCUUCCUAGUCCCAAUUCUGGACUUCUUAGAAUCUCACUCUAAAGCUUGAAGUAUGUCCUAUUAUACGUGUACUCGUUAGUUCCAUAUUAUUUAGGUUCUCCAACAUGUGAUUUUAUAAGCAUCUAAGUAAGACCUAGUAGAUUGGCCCAUUUCUGUCCUGAACUUUUCAGUUUGCAAAAUGUCUGGGGGAAAAAAUCAAUUUUGAAUCAACCUUAUUAAUGUCUGUUAUCCAGUAAUCAGAAUUACAAUCUCAAUCCUUUUAGAAAUUAGACAAUCAGACUCGGACAGGAAUACUUUUUUUGCUAGCAAAGCAAUAAAACUUUUCCCU
Molecule: messenger RNA, 827 nt
Organism: Marmota monax (woodchuck)
Lineage: Eukaryota; Metazoa; Chordata; Mammalia; Rodentia; Sciuridae
Product: histone H3
Exons: 1
Coding region: 9-419 (136 amino acids)
Cellular component (GO): nucleosome
Molecular function (GO): DNA binding; protein heterodimerization activity; structural constituent of chromatin
Source: RefSeq, a predicted model, not a curated record